This is a messenger RNA of Nyctereutes procyonoides (raccoon dog), 1011 nucleotides long. Its product is annotated as left-right determination factor 1-like. Gene Ontology annotation, biological process: BMP signaling pathway; SMAD protein signal transduction. Lineage: Eukaryota; Metazoa; Chordata; Mammalia; Carnivora; Canidae. The record is from RefSeq and is a predicted model, not a curated record. Gene Ontology annotation, cellular component: extracellular region. The transcript has 6 exons. The coding region runs from base 1 to 1011 and encodes 336 amino acids. Gene Ontology annotation, molecular function: growth factor activity; cytokine activity; transforming growth factor beta receptor binding.
AUGGCCCCGGCGCUGCGAGGGGUCCUCUCUCCUGAGGUGGGCAGCCCAGCGAGAUUCCUCGUCAACAGCUUCUCCUGCAUGACCUACACCGUGCACACUGAGGAGCGGGGAGUGGAGGCAGGGGCUAAUGCUGCAGGCCCCCCGCCCCCGCCGCAGGUGCCGCCCCAUGGGGUCAGCACUGGCUUCCCUACAGCCUUCCCUGGGGAACAGGAUUGGUCCUUCAUACAGGAGCCUUGGUGGUGGCUGCUGCGGGCGGUGCUGCGCCUCUUCCAGGAGCCGGUACCCAGGGCGGCGCUCCGCAGGCUCGAGCGGCUGUCCCCGCACAGCGCCCGCGCCCGCGUCACCAUCGAGUGGCUGCAAGUCCGAGACGACGGCCCCAACCGCACCUCCCUGGUGGACUCCAGGCUGGUGUCCCUCCACGAGAGCGGCUGGAAGGCCUUUGACGUGACGGAGGCCGUGACCUUCUGGCAGCAGCUGAGCCGGCCUCGGCAGCCCCUGCUCCUGCAGGUGUCGGUGCAGAGGGAGCACCUGGGCCCGCCGGCCUCCGGUGCCCACAGGCUGGUGCGCUUUGCCUCCCAGGGGCCCACGGGCGCCGGGCAGGGGGAGCCCCGGCUGGAGCUGCACACCCUGGACCUGGGGACCUACGGAGCUCAGGGCGACUGUGACCCCGAGGUGCCGGUGACGCAGGCUGCCCGCUGCUGCCGCCAGGAGGUGUACAUUGACCUGCGGGGGAUGAAGUGGGCCGAGAACUGGGUCCUGGAGCCCCCGGGGUUCCUGGCCUACGAGUGUGUGGGCACCUGUCAGCAGCCCCCGCGGCCCCUGCCCUUCGAGUGGCCACUUCUGGGGCCACGGCAGUGCGUCCCCUCGGAGACGACAUCGCUGCCCAUGAUCGUCACUGUCAAGGAGGGAGGCAGGCCCAGGCCCCGGGUGGUCAGCCUGCCCAACAUGAGGGUGCAGAAGUGUAGCUGCUCCUGGGACGGGAUGCCCGUGCCAAGGAAGCUGGAGCCUUAG